Molecule: messenger RNA, 2596 nt
Organism: Herpailurus yagouaroundi (jaguarundi)
Lineage: Eukaryota; Metazoa; Chordata; Mammalia; Carnivora; Felidae
Gene: WHAMM
Product: WASP homolog associated with actin, golgi membranes and microtubules
Exons: 10
Coding region: 98-2095 (665 amino acids)
Biological process (GO): endoplasmic reticulum to Golgi vesicle-mediated transport; Arp2/3 complex-mediated actin nucleation
Cellular component (GO): endoplasmic reticulum-Golgi intermediate compartment membrane; cytoplasm
Molecular function (GO): actin binding; Arp2/3 complex binding
Source: RefSeq, a predicted model, not a curated record
AGUUCGAGAAGAAUGUCGCGGUCCGCGGCGGGCCGCGGGGGGUGCGGGAAGGCCGGGCCCGCGCGAGCCGAGCCCUUCGGCCGCUGAGCCGCCAGCCAUGGAGGACGAGCAGCCCGACAGCUUGGAGGGCUGGGUGCCGGUCCGCGAGGACCUCUUCGCCGUGCCCGAGCGGCACCAGCUGCGCUUCCUCGUAGCCUGGAACGACGCGGAGGGCAAGUUCGCGGUGACCUGUCACGACCGCACGGCGCAGCGGCGGCGGCAGCGCGAGGGGAGCCGGCCCGAGCCCGAGCCCGCCGCGUCCCCCCCCAGCUGGUCGGGCCUGCUGUCGGCCGCCGGGCUCCGCGGCGCGCACCGAGCCCUCCAAGUUCUUCAGGAGCAUGAUAAAGCCCACACCAUGGUGGCAUUAAUGAAAGUCUAUCGAGAGGAAGAUGAAGCUUACCAGGAAUUAGUUACGGUGGCAACCAUGUUCUUCCAGUAUUUGCUGCAGCCGUUUAGGGAUAUGAGAGAAGUUGCAACCUUAUGUAAGCUUGACAUUUUGAAAUCCUUGAAUGAGGAUGAUCUGGGUCCUAAGAGGAUAGUGGCCUUGCAGACGGAAGCCAAAGAAUGGAGCAGAAGGGCUGAAGGAGCUGUCGUCUCUAUUCAGGACAUCACCGUGAAUUAUUUCAAAGAAACCGUAAAAGCGUUAGCAGGAAUGCAGAAACAAAUGGAACAGGAUGAGAAGAGGUUUGGCCAAGCUGCCUGGGCCACGGCAGCUCCCAGGUUAGAAAAACUCAAAUUGAGGUUGGCCCAAGAGACCCUUCAGCUCAUGAGGGCCAAGGAGUUGUGUUUAAAUCACAAAAGAGCUGAAAUUCAGGGAAAGAUGGAAGAUCUUCCAGAACAAGAAAAAAAUACGGACGUUGUCGAUGAAUUAGAAAUACAAUAUUAUGAGGUCCAGUUAGAACUGUAUGAGGUUAAAUUCGAGAUAUUAAAAUAUGAAGAAAUACUGCUUAUUACACAGUUGGACUCAAUUAAAAGGCUUAUAAGAGAUAAAGAGGGGGAAGUUGUCUAUUACGACCCAUGUGAGAGUGCAGAGGAACUUGAGGCCGUGGCUUGUGCGGCGGGGCUGCCUGGCGACGAGGACCUGGAGGCGGCAGAGCUGAGGCGGCAGCACCAGCGCCUGGAGCGCAAGCGGGGCAGGAUCUGUGCCCGGAGGGCCUGUCUCAGGAACAGACGGGAUCAGUGCAAAGAGAAUCAUCGGCUCCGACUACAACUGGCUGCAGAAAGUAUGAAACACUUUCAUCAGCAUCACAGUAUCCAGAUGAAAAGAGACAAGAUAAGAGAAGAGGAGCAAAAGAAAAAAGAAUGGAUAAACCAGGAACGCAAGAAGACACUCCAACGAUUGAGAGCAUUUAAAGAGAGGCGCCCGGGCGGGUCUGCAGCGACAUCGCCCUGCUCGGGGGCUGCGGCCCUGCACCUGCCAGCUGGGCUCGCCGCGCAGACGGCUGCGUCCCCAGGGGAGACACCUGACGGCAGCGAUGCGAAAACCCGUGAGGAUCGGGACUGUUCUGGAAAUACCGACCAGAGCUCUGUUCCAGCUGGUGACCAAACACGCUCCAAAUCCAGUGAGGAACUGUCGCCGCCACCGCCACCACCGCCACCACCACCACCGCCACCGCCGCCCCUCCCUGGUCCGUACGCAGAUCGCCAGAACUCGGCCCUGAGGACUCCGGGGACAGAGGAGCCGCUUCCCCUGUGGGGCGAACCGCCUGCCGUGAGAGCGCGCCACUGCGCAGCCGUAGCCGGUCCCCGAGGCCCAGGAUCUAUGGACGAAGUGCUGGCCUCCUUAAGGAGCCGCAGGACCCCUCUGCAGAGAACGGAGGUGACCGCCUCGCCCCCUCCCCGCACCUCGUUCAAUGAGCAACUUCUGGCUGCCAUAAGGCAGGGGGUCAAACUGAGGAAAGUUCACUCCGGCCUCGACCUGAGCCCCAGCAGCAAACCAACCAGUGACCUGGAGACAAGUAUCAAGGCGGCACUCCAGAGAAUCAAGAGAGUGUCUGCUGACUCGGAGGAGGAGGACGGUGACGAGCCGAGCCCCGGCAGCGAGUGGGACCGCUGAGCUCUCCUCCACGGCCAACGGCACCACCCGAGCGCUUGAAUGAGACGCAGGCCCAAGGUCUGUUCUUGUAAAGGCAUGUGAACAGGUGGCCCGGCCACAUAACAGCCCCAGAGACCAGUGGGGCUUCGUGUGAUGUUGCGGCCUUUCUUGAAUGUUGUGGCUCCUAAAAUCAGGGCGGGACGUAGAGACGUGGGGACAUGCACACACCAAACUGUUGGGAUCUAAGAACCCACAGUAUUAGCGGCGUAAGAGAAGAGUAUUUGUUUUUCACCGAGGGUGAUCUAGAAUCAUUCCCUUCUUCCAAAAAAAGGUGAUGCUACUACGUUUAGCGGCGCUGUUGUGCUACUGACCAUGUCCUCCUGUGUGGAGCCGUGGCCUCCCCACAUUUAAAGGCUUGAACGUGGGGGUGCCUGGGUGGCUCAGUCGGCUGAGCGUCCGACUCUUGGUUUCGGCUCAGGUCACGAUCUCAAGGUCACAGGAUCAAGCCCCGUGCCAGGCUCU